Messenger RNA from Raphanus sativus (radish), 3422 nucleotides. RefSeq names its product receptor-like protein 1. Bases 17 to 3220 code for a protein of 1067 amino acids. NCBI's taxonomy places the organism in Eukaryota, Viridiplantae, Streptophyta, Magnoliopsida, Brassicales, Brassicaceae. The transcript is spliced from 9 exons. The record is from RefSeq and is a predicted model, not a curated record. Gene Ontology annotation, molecular function: protein binding.
AAAAAAAACUUUAAAAAUGAGAACCAGCGAGAGAAGGUGGUGGUGGGUGAAAAGACAGAAGCAGAUAGCUUCGGUUUUCAUAACAGUGACAAUGAUGCUUCACUUUCAAAUGAAAGGAUGUGUAGGCUGUCUGGAAACUGAACGGACUGGUCUAUUGCGACUCAAGUCCUAUCUCAAGAAUCUACUUGAUGAAGGAGAAGAGGAUAGUAUUCUCAAGUCAUGGACUCGUGAUGGUGAUUGUUGCAUUUGGGAGAGAGUAAAGUGUAGUGACGCUAAUGGUGGCCACGUCGUCGAUCUCUCACUCGGUCGACUCAUACCCGUCGGGUUCGAGUCGGAAACUAGGCUUUUAAACCUGUCUGUGCUCCAUAGUUUUCCUCAAAUCCAAAGCCUUAACCUUUCCUGGAACUGGUUCACCGGUUUGUCUGAUCACGUCCAUGGUUAUAAGAGCUUUGGGACACUGGAGAAGCUCAUCACCAUAGAUUUCUCCCACAAUAUGUUCGACAACACUAUUGUUCCUUUCUUAAGUGCCGCAACAUCGAUUGAGGCUCUAUAUCUUGAGUCUAAUUAUAUGGAAGGUGUCUUUCCUCCUCAAGGACUUUCAAACAUGACAAACUUGAAAGUGUUGAACUUGAAGGACAACAGUUUCAGCUUCUUGUCUGGUCAAGGUUUAGCCGGUUUUAGAGAACUAGAAGUACUGGAUCUCAGUUUCAAUGGUGUCAACGACUCUGAGGCUAGUCACAAGUAUAGCACGGCGAAACUGAAAACACUAGAUCUUACUUACAAUCUAUUUUCAGAUUUUUCUCAAUUAAAAGGUUUAGAAAAUCUGCAAGAGUUAGCAGUCUUGAAAUUACGAGGCAAUAGAUUCAACCACAGGUUUUCUUCUCAUGCACUGAAAGAUUUGAAGAAGUUGCAAGAACUGGAUCUCAGUGACAACCUGUUCACAGAUUUGGGUUUAGCGAUUCCUACAUCUUUGCAAGUAUUGGAUCUCAAAAGGAACCGAUUGUCUUUGACCAAUGAAGGCUAUUUAGGGAUAUGCAGGCUAAUGAAUCUCAGGGAGCUGGAUUUGAGCAGCAAUGCUUUGACAGAUCUUCCUUAUUGUCUGAGUAACUUAACCGGACUUCGUACUCUUGAUCUAUCCAACAACCAAUUGAACGGAAACCUGUCUUCCUUGGUGUUUGGUCUGCCAUCAGAACUCGAGUACUUGUCCCUUCUUGAUAAUAACUUCAACGGUUCAUUCAUUCUCAACUCACUGGUCAAUCAAACAAGACUCACCGUAUUCAAAUUGUCAUCAAUACUCGGUACGAUCCAAGUUCAAACCGAGAGUUCUUGGGCUCCAUUGUUUCGGCUGAAGAUCUUGCAUCUAUCGAACUGCAGUCUCGGCAGCAACAUGCUCGGCUUUCUCCUGCAUCAGCGUGACUUGUGUUUCGUCGAUCUCUCUCAUAACAAUCUGACAGGAACAUUCCCAACAUGGGUUGUGAAGAACAACACAAAGCUCCAGACUAUUCUACUAAGUGGGAACUCAUUGACAAAGCUUCAACUACCUAGUCAUGUUCAUGGCUUGCAAGUUCUCGAUAUCUCGAGUAAUAUGAUCUUCGGUUCAGUUCAAGAAGACAUAGGGAUUGUGUUUCCAAACCUGAGGUACAUGAACUUUUCUUUAAACCACUUUCAAGGAACCAUUCCGUCCUCCAUCGGCGAGAUGAAAAGCCUACAAGUCUUGGACAUGUCUUCUAACGGUCUUCAUGGGCAGCUACCUAAAACGUUUCUAGGUGGUUGCUACUCUCUGAAGGUUCUAAAACUCUCCAACAACCAACUACAAGGGGAAGUAUUUCCAAAGCACGCAAAUCUAACUGGUUUAGUUGGGCUUUAUCUUGAUGGCAACAACUUUACUGGGAGUCUUGGAAUGGGGUUACUGAACUCAAAGAAGCUAACUCUUUUGGAUAUAUCAGAUAAUAUGUUUUCCGGCAUGCUUCCGCUUUGGAUUGGUAGGAUGUCAAGCCUUUCCUACCUAUACAUGAGUGGAAACCAGCUUAAAGGUCCUUUCCCGUUUCAACUACAGAGUCGUUGGGUUGAAGUUAUGGACAUCUCACACAACAGCUUCUCUGGUCCAAUACCAAGUAACGUGAAGUUUCCAACUCUCAGAGAACUGAGACUACAAAACAAUGAGUUCACAGGCUCAGUUCCAGGCAAUGUAUUCAACGCUGCAGCAUUAGAGGUGCUUGAUCUGCGGAACAACAAAUUUUCUGGAAUAGUAUUGAACACUAUUGACGAGGCAUCUAAGUUACGUGUUCUGCUUCUACGGAAUAACAGCUUUCAAAGUCACAUAUCUGAGAAAAUAUGCCAGCUCAGUGAAGUUGGUCUUCUAGACUUAUCUCACAACAGAUUCAGAGGCGCUAUACCAUUAUGUUUCAGUAAAAUGUCUUUUGGUGCAGAAGGUUAUGAGCGUGUCACGUCACUCGUUGCAGUUUUUGACCUCUCGGACAUCACAUUUUUGCGAAACUGUCAGUACGCAUCACAUCUCAACUUGGAUGAUAGUGUCAGGAAUGGCUAUCAAGCGAAACCUGCGACCAUAGUGGAUUUUUUAACUAAAAGCAGGUAUGAAGCAUAUCAAGGUGAUAUACUUGGGUACAUGCAUGGUUUGGAUUUGUCGAGCAACGAGCUAUCAAGUUCGAUUCCAGAUGAGAUUGGAGAUCUUUUGAAUAUCAGAUCACUGAAUCUGUCGAGUAACCGCCUCACGGGAUCCAUACCAGAUAGCAUUUCGAAGCUGGAGGGGUUAGAGAGUCUUGAUGUGUCCAAUAAUAAGCUGAGUGGAAGCAUUCCUCCUUUGCUAGCUGAUCUCAACAGCUUAGGAUACUUUGAUGUGUCGUUUAACAAUUUAUCUGGUGAAAUCCCUUUCAAAGGCCAUCUUGUGACCUUUGACGAAACGAGUUACAGAGGUAAUGCUCAUCUCUGUGGACUUCCUACUAAUAAAAGUUGCAACAUCGAGAGAGUCAGAGAGCCAAGUGUAUCAAACCGGGCCAAUGAGGGAGAAGAAGAAGAGGGUGAUGGUGUAAUAGAUAUUGUGUGGUUUUAUUGGACGUGUGGUGCAGUCUACAUCACCACAUCAUUGGCCUUGUUUGCGUUUCUCUGCAUAGACUCACGCUGGUCCCGUGAGUGGUUUUAUCGUGUUGAUUUCUUGGUUUAUCAUCUUCAACGUUUCAAGGAUGGUUUCAUCUGCAAAUGAUUCCGUGGGUCAGCCCAAGGUACAAUAUCUUCAUAUACUCAUCUUUGUAUAAAAGCUGUCAUGUUUGGUAUUAUUUGUGUUGUAAUAUGUUUGAAUAAGGACAAUCUGAUUAGCCUAUGAUCAUUGUAUUCAAUACCAGGUAUAUACAUGAUACAUUUCAUGUCAACAGUUCUAAUAAAUCAAUAUACUUCUCCUUUUUCAA